AUGGCAGGCGAACUUUGCCGUAUUCGUUGGUUCACUCACCUGGGUGGUCGGCAAGUACAUUGGAUCUCCGGUCAUCCACCACUAAGUGAACCACCUUGUGGAUUCGAUGAUCGAAAAUGUCGCCGAACUCGACGUCGCUAUCUUCGAAUUGGCCUAAGCAUCCUGUGUACGGUUGCCGCUUCCCUGUUGAUUGGAUUGUUCCUAUUGUAUCGCAGCCGUAAAUUUGAAAAGGAACUGGAACGACUCUUAUGGAAGGUUGAAUACCAGGAAAUUGUUCUCUCUGUAGCCCACGGUACAGGCAUUCGUCGUGCUCGUUACCGGAAUCGCUGGCUGUUGGUAAAUCCUUCGGCCACAUCACACACGUUGAGAGAGUUGGGUCGACUUAAGAAGGACGUAUCGUGCACCUUGAGAUUACGUGGAGAUGCUAUCGAAGGACCACAGGCAACAGACGUUUCAGAUCAAUCCAGUCCGCCUUCGCCGUUUGUAAACCUGUUGCUGAAUUCACCAAACAGGCCUGGGUUUUUCUGCAGCCACCGAGAAAGUCAAGCAGAUUUGGAUAAAAUUUCACAACAACUUGCCAUCAAUGCCGCAAAUAUGGCCGUUUUCUCGUCAAAUGCUCAAAGGAGACGGGCUCGAAGGAUGUUAACAUUACCGUCAGAUGAAACAGUCACCCACUUAUCUGGAACAGACCUGGUAACGUUUUCAAACAAUGUGCUGGGUGAUGUUUUUAGUCCCCAUCGUCACUCAGUCGCAUCUGGUUCCCUACAAGUGGAAGAGUUGGAUAGCGAAAAGCAUGUGGAAUCCGCCGAACAUCGGAACACUUCCGGCAGUGCGUUCUUCGGCCUUCCAAAUAAACAAGAAAGACAUCCACUGCUAUUCACCCCGACCGGUUUGCCACCGGAAUGCACAGAGGCUAGACUUGGCAGUGGAAUACGUUCAUGGACUACACCUUCCACUGUGCGCGGAAUGUACAGGAAAAAGCUGGUUGCAGUGCACCGUUUAAACAUCCGAUUGGUACACAUCAACAGAGAGGUGAAAACGUCGCUUAAACUACUGCGUGACAUAUCACAUAGCAAUCUUUGCCAUUUCGUCGGCGCAUGUGUUGAACAGGACCACGUCUGCGUACUUUGGGAUUAUACGCCUCGAGGAAGUCUUCGUGAUAUCUUCCAACCGGAUCGUCCCAAACUAAAGCCGAUCUUUUUAACCAGUUUGACGCUGGAUUUGAUUCGAGGGUUGACGUUCCUGCACGAAUCCGAUCUGCAAUAUCAUGGAAAUUUGAAGUCAACAAACUGUCUAAUCGAUAGUCGAUGGAUGCUUAAACUAACGGACUUUGGACUGACGGCAUUUCGCGUAGGUGAGAGUUUUGCUCAUUUGGACGACAAUGCUUACUUUUCUCGGCUUAUCUGGACGUCACCAGAGUUGUUGAGACGCAUGUUGGCUUUGUUGGUCAGUGGUCAGCUAUGCGCCUUUUCUCAUCCUCAACUGGCUUUGCUCACCGAACAGCUCGUAGCACAAGGAAUCACAUUUACUCUGAACCACUCUAGAAGAACCACUGCUAGUGAGUCUGAAGCAGUGGAGAACGCGAGGAAUUCGGAAAGUUCUACUUUCCUGGGUACCGGAGCAAAUCCAGUUGGCCAUGGAACUAACAAUAGAAACUUCCAGAUCCAGACAGGGUUUACCUCAAAGGACAAAGAACUAAUCACUUGUGGACAAAAGGAAUCUGACCUGACUGCUGUAUCCAGCGAAUCCAGACGCUAUAUACUGUCAAGUAGACUGGCUCGACGAAAGUACCUCAGUCAAUCUGAUCUCCAUCUCCAAACGGAUCACAAGAGUACCAUGGAAACUCAUGAACAAAGAAGAUUCAGCCAAGUGAACAGUUAUCUACCAUAUAUUGGAAGAACUGAAAGUGAUUCAGGCCUGAUUAACGUGUUCAACCAAAACUGCCACUCAGAGUUAUCAGCACUUGCGGAAUGGAAGGAUCGCCGGACAAAAAGGCAGCCAAUUAAGCCAUCAAAGAACGAUUGUAGUGCUUCAAUCGUGGAGAGAAGACCCAAGCUUUCGACAAUACUGAUUCAUCCAGAGGGUGCAAGUUUUGUUGAUCAGUCGGUAAACCACUACCGGAAGCAAGGAGAUCCAUGCGAACAAGUGAGCCCCGGAAGUCACACAGACCUUCAUAUGCUUUUUCACAGACGGAGCAAGGUUCAUCACAAAUCACCUGAUCAGAGACAUCGCCGUCGGCGUAGGGUCAUACACGGAAUUGAUUGGUUCUAUAAGCAAUGUAACUCACAUGGAUGCAGGAGGAGGCCUCUUGGAUUCAUUCCAAGAUUUUCCAAAAAUCCUAGCAGUCCAUUCAGAAAUUCUACGUCUCUUCUGGAGCCUUCCAUGGCUCCACGAAAGUUCUUUACUCACAAACAGAAUGCAGUUCAGUUGCCCGAAGUUCGCGACCCAAUCGGAUCGAUGCAAAUGGCAGAUAUCUACGCUCUUGGGAUGGUUUUGUUCGAGUUGUACUACCAGAACGAUCCGUACAAACACAAUCGCCACAGACCAAAAGAAAUUAUUCGACGUGUGAUCGUGCUCAAUGAUGAAUUCAAGAUACCAUAUCGCCCUAACUUGUCCCAACUGAGUCGAGAAGAGAAAUUUGUCACAGAUUGUAUCGAAGCUUGCUGGGCUGAAAAACCUCUUGACCGACCCACUAUCAAGGUCAGAUUCCUGAAAGUAACCCCAGAACGCCCGGAACCUACUGCCUCACCGAAAUAUCAACAGGAAAGCGGCAAGUCUCCAGGCCAGUCAAUCAUCCAAUCAAUUCAGCAAAAGCUGAUGAGUGUUCAUGCCCGCCACAGAAGCACGACCGAAUGUGAUCAGCGUUCAGGCAUUUCAUAG
This is a messenger RNA of Opisthorchis viverrini, 2880 nucleotides long. RefSeq lists its product as hypothetical. The record is from RefSeq and is a predicted model, not a curated record. The coding region runs from base 1 to 2880 and encodes 959 amino acids. Lineage: Eukaryota; Metazoa; Platyhelminthes; Trematoda; Opisthorchiida; Opisthorchiidae. The transcript has 8 exons. Gene Ontology annotation, biological process: protein phosphorylation; receptor guanylyl cyclase signaling pathway; cGMP biosynthetic process. Gene Ontology annotation, molecular function: protein kinase activity; ATP binding; peptide receptor activity.